UGUGAGGGAGUUUAAAUGUUCCUCCCUCUGAAACUCAGCUCAGACGGAGCUCCUGCAGCAGGAGGAGGAGGAGGAGGAGGAGGAGGAGGAGGAGGUGCAGCGAGGAGAGAAUGGGUUCAGGAUCUGGGAAAUAUGAACCUGGCGUGUCUGUUACAGAGGGUGCUUCUGGUGGCAUCUGUCAGGCAGAUCAUAUGCCACUCGCUGCCCUUCUCGACACCGGAGGAGCAGGUGGAGGGAAUUAAGAUAGGCUCUCUGAGUGGAGAAUACUCCCCUCCGUACCAGCUGCUGGGUGGAGGAUAUCUGAGAGUGGACGAGGAAACGGGGGACUUGUUCACCACCGAGAAGAAAAUUGACCGCGAGGCCUUGUGUCCAUCACAGGAGGAGGACAGGGACUGUACCAUCUCAGACGAUGCCCUGGUGGGUCCUGAUCAGGAGGUGGUGAAGAUCACUGUGGUUGUGGAGGAUAUUAAUGACAAUGCUCCUUAUUUUGAAACUGAUGAAAUUCACUUAAAAAUUCCUGAAGAUGCAGCCGUGGGGACAAGGCUCCUAUUGGACGACGAAGCUCGGGAUGACGACGUUGGCAGCAAUGGAGAGAUAAGCUACCAUUUAGAAGAAGCUGAAGGAGUUCUUCUAAGUUUCUUCAGCGUGGCUCUCGACAGAUCUGCUCUAGAACUGGUCGUAGAAAAGGAGUUGGACCGGGAAGCUCAAGACGAGCACCGCUUGCUUCUCGUCGCUGUGGACGGCGGCGUCUCUCCGUCACUCAGCUCUACGGUGUCUCUCAUCGUCUCAGUGCUGGAUGUUAACGAUCACUGCCCACAGUUCAGCUCUGAUCAUCCUCAGACAGCUACAGUGCCAGCAGGAGCAUCCCGAGGAACAGCAGUCUGCCAGGUUCAGGCCACAGACCGUGACCUCGGCCCCAACGCCCAGAUAAGCUACUCCUUCAACCCUCAAGUAUCUGAAAAGGCCAGAGCCCUCUUCCGCUUAGAUCGAGUCACAGGUGAAAUCAGCUUAGCUGUGGAUGUGAAGAAGCUACAAUCCUCAGAGGAACAUGUGCUGAAAGUUGUGGCAGAAAGCCCACACUGCCCUGCGGCACUUACGCAGGUAACCGUAUACCUGCAACCGGUGGCAAACCUGGAGCCCUCCAUCGAGAUCAAGUUUGUGGCAGAGUAUAAAAAUCAAACAAUAGUGCUACGAGAGAACGAGCCCCCGACUGUUUUGGCCCUUUUGGAGCUAAGAGACACCUCAAGCAUUCAAGCAGUUCUGUCCUUAGAGGCAGACAGCGUGCCAUUCACUCUGAAAGAGCAAGGAGGCAACUAUCUGCUUUCAACAUCAAAGCCGCUAGACUUUGAACUGUGCAGCGACUAUCGCGUUACUGUCGUUAUAAGCGAAGCCCAGGGCACACAAAUCCGUGGAAGGAAAGUGAUCAAAGUGGCGGUUGAAGAUGUGAACGAUAAUGCCCCACAGUUCCAGCAGCUUCACUAUCAGGCGGAGAUAGAGGAGAACAAUAAACCCGGCGUGUCUCUGAUACAAGUCAGGGCAACCGAUGCAGACAGCCGUCUCAACGGCGAAGUGUCGUACCGGCUGAUUCAGUCUCCUCACCUCUUUAAUAUUGAUGAAGCGACGGGCGUGCUGUCUGCAUCAAAGCCUUUGGACAGAGAGAGACAGAGUGCGUAUGUCCUCACGGUUCUUGCCAAGGAUCAGGGCUCCCCGUCUCUGGAGGCCUUGGUGUCCGUGUCCGUAAAUGUGCUGGACCUGAACGACAACCAGCCCACCUUCCUCAAUCCACACUUCGUCUUCUUCGUCUCUGAGAGCAUUCCACUUCUAGCUCAGGUGGGGAAGAUUGGAGUGAUGGAUGCUGAUGAUGGAGAGAACGGGAAAGUGGUAGACGUGAGAGUUCUGAACAAGAACGUCCCCUUCGCCGUGGACGUCUCUCAACUGUCACUUCGAUGCACUGCAGAAGUGGACCGGGAAAAGCAGGACCGCUAUGAGUUCCUUUUGCUGGCGACGGAUGGUGGCAGUCCUCCACGCUCCUCAACAACUUCGGUGACUGUUUUCGUGGAGGACGUCAACGACAACUGUCCCCAAGUCAUCCUGCCCAGCAGCAACCUGUCCUGUUUCACCGUGUCCCCCAGCACCAGCGCGGGAAGCACCAUCACGAAGAUCUACGCCGUUGACUCGGACUCGGGUAUGAACUCAGACAUCACCUACCAGAUCGUAGGCAGGCAGCCGGCCUGGCCGAGGCUGUUCGAGAUCGACCGCCGUUCAGGGAACAUCACGCUGGUGGGGCGACUGGCGGGGAGCGAUGAGGGAAUGCACCACCUCUUCAUCGUAGUGAGCGAUGGAGGUAAACCAGCUCCUCUCAACACCACAGUAUGGAUCAACCUGCUGGUCAAUGAGACGCUGGAGCAGUGCCACAUCACCAACAUUCCUCAGUACCUGUCCCAAACCUCAGAAGCACCAGUGCAGCCGCCUCAAGAACCCGUCAACGAGCCGGUGCAGCAGUGCACGGAGCCGCCGUGGUUCAUCCUGCUCUGUGGUCUGGGGAUGAUGGUGUUCUCCGUAUGCAUGUUUCUGGCCGCCACUGCAAUCUGCCUACGACAAAAACAGCUGAUGCAGCAAAGAACAAACAGUAGAGAAAACCAUGAACUCAAGCUGUUAAGACUACAGAAAUAAACUUUCUUAAAAAACUGUAUCAUAUCAAGGAUGUGCUGAACGUUCUGCAUGUUUAAUAUGUUAUAUAGAUAGUAAGGUAAAAAAAAAAGGGAGUGACACAAGUUUGUAUCUUGUGAAACUGCAUUGUACUAUGUAUCUACUAUGUAUCUGGGCUCUGGAAAAAAAUGAAGGUCGCACUUCAGUUUCUGAAUCAGUUUCUCUAAUUUUGCUAUUUAUAGGUUUAUGUUUGAGUAAAAUGAACAUUGUUGUUUUAUUCUAUAAACUACAGACAACAUUUCUCCCAAAUUCAAUAUAAAAAGAGGCAGCUUGGUUUGAUGGUUUGUGAUCAUCCAUCUUCCUCUUGAUUAUAUUCCAGAGGUUUUCAAUUUGGUAAAAUCAAAGAAACUCAUCAUUUUUAAGUGCUCUCUUUUUUUUCCAGAGCUGUAUUUGUAGAAAUCAGUACUUGCAUCACAUCAAUUAUAAUUUUUAUGUUUUAUUUCAUUUUGUUUUUACCAGCAAAACACUAGUGUUACAUUUCAUAAAAGCUAUGAAAAACUGAUUGUAAUUAUUUUUUAAUAAAAAUGACAAAAGAAAAAAGAGUAUCAUGGUUUUCCACAGAUAAUGCAGUUACUCUACUCUACUCUAGUGUUUACAGAAUGUAUAAUUGGUCGAAAUUAGUUAUUUGUAUGAAAUAUUCUCAGUGUAAAUAUAUUCAGAAGCUCUGCUGCUGUUUAAACAAGGCAGGAGGAAUGUGUGAAAAUAGACUGUUGGCGGAGUGUAAGAUAGCGAUGAGCAUCACGACAACACUUUGCUCAGGGUGAAAGAUAGGGCCCUAUGUUUGUAUUUAUUUGUGUUAUUUA
Messenger RNA from Astyanax mexicanus (Mexican tetra), 3512 nucleotides. It is a transcript of the gene pcdh20l, whose product is annotated as protocadherin 20. Gene Ontology annotation, biological process: homophilic cell-cell adhesion. Bases 16 to 2673 code for a protein of 885 amino acids. Gene Ontology annotation, molecular function: calcium ion binding. The transcript has 2 exons. Gene Ontology annotation, cellular component: plasma membrane. The record is from RefSeq and is a predicted model, not a curated record. Lineage: Eukaryota; Metazoa; Chordata; Actinopteri; Characiformes; Acestrorhamphidae.